CCUCUUGUUUUUCUUCACUCUCUUCUGUGUCCUUUUGGUUCUCUCUCUCUCUCUCUCUCUCUCUCUCUUCAAGAUGGCUGGUGUUCCCGAAGGAGACUCUGUAACCAUUGGCAAGCUGAAGCAGAUACAGGCUCAGUUUGCAAAAGAAAGAGAUUGGGAUCAAUAUCACUCCCCAAGGAACCUUCUCUUAGCUAUGAUUGGUGAAGUGGGAGAAUUAUCUGAGAUAUUUCAGUGGAAAGGUGAAGUUCAAAGGGGACUACCAGAUUUUAAAGAGGAAGAAAAAGUUCAUCUUGGAGAAGAGCUUUCCGAUGUAUUGCUUUACCUUGUGAGGCUCUCUGACAUCUGUGGUGUUGAUCUUGGCAAAGCUGCUUUGAGAAAAGUUGAACUCAAUGCUAUCAAAUAUCCGGCAAAAGCUAGCAAAGAGGUCGCAAACAAGGAAGAUGGAAUUGAAAACUCUACCUCUGCCGAUAAUGGUACUGAUUGAAAGGGUUUGAUAAUAUGUAGUUAAACUUAAAGGGUGUAGCUGAAUUAAAUGUUGGUAUAAUGGUUUGUAUGCCAUUGCAUUGAAACUGGUAUUAGGUACUUUUAUUUUUGCCACAAAUUUUGUUACUGUUACCCCUUUUACAAAUGUGAGAUGUGGUGACUCUCUUUAUUCCAUUUUAAUGAUAUUUAAAUUUUCAGGAAA
Molecule: messenger RNA, 685 nt
Organism: Medicago truncatula (barrel medic)
Lineage: Eukaryota; Viridiplantae; Streptophyta; Magnoliopsida; Fabales; Fabaceae
Product: dCTP pyrophosphatase 1
Exons: 2
Coding region: 74-484 (136 amino acids)
Biological process (GO): nucleoside triphosphate catabolic process
Molecular function (GO): nucleoside triphosphate diphosphatase activity
Source: RefSeq, a predicted model, not a curated record